GCGUUUAUCGGUAUGCAGCUGCAGUGUUUGAUUCUGAGCUGAAGAGUUUACAAUGGGGACGCGCAGUGUUCAGACAGCGCUUUCGCUCGCUUUGAUUUUUCUUGUGCAGCUCCACGGCGGUUUCGGAUGGAGCUGGUCGGAUCAGCUGGUUUAUAACCCAGUGCUGUUUACCGCGCCGAGAGCGGUAUUUCAGGCGAAGCCCACCCCUCUCUCCGUGCAGAGAGCUGACCUGUCGCUGUUGAAUUCGGUCACUCUGGACUGCAGGAAAGACGCCAUGGUCGUGACGGUGAACCGGGACUUGUUUGGGAUCGGCUACCUGGUGAGCAGCGCCGACUUGAGCGUCGGGUCCGCGGGCUGCUCUGCUGCCUCCUCCGACAGCGUCGCUAACACGGUUUUGUUCAGCAUCCAGCUCCAGGACUGCGGCAGCACUUUCCAGGUAUUCCCAGACUUCCUGAGCUACACAAACCAUCUCUAUUACAAGCCUGCCAGCGUUGGCAUCAUCACCAGGGUUAAUAUGGCUGAUAUUCUCCUCGAAUGCCGAUACCCGAGAAGGUGGAAUGUCAGCAGCAGCCCCAUAAAACCAACCUGGGUGCCCUUCACUUCAACAGCCUCUACAGAGCAAAUCCUGGACUUCUCCUUGCUGCUCAUGAAUGAUAACUGGAGUGGUCCCAGAGUCUCCAAUGUCAUCUACCUGGGUGACAUCCUUCACAUUGAGGCUUCUGUUGCUGUCGACAAUCACGUGCCGCUGCGGCUCUACGUUGACAGCUGCAUUGCGACCCUGAGCGACAACAAGGACUCUGAGCCCAGAUACGCCAUCGUGGACAAGCUUGGCUGCCUGAUGGAUAGCAAGUCUCCAGACUCCUCCUCUUCAUUCACCAGACCUGCUCUGAACAAGCUGCGCUUUGACAUCACUGCGUUCAAGUUCCAGGGGGAUUCCAGGAGCAUGAUCUACGUGACUUGCACACUGAGAGCAGUCAAUGCUGACAAACCAGCUGAUGCAGCCAACAAGGCCUGCUCCUACCAGAAGCAAACCUACAGGUGGGUCUCUGAGGACGGCUCCUCUGCAGUGUGUGGGUGCUGUGAUGCUGGCUCCUGCUCCGUGACACCCCGGUUCCUCGCAGACACUCCUCCUCCCAAGCAGGUGGGCCGCUUGGGGAUUCCUGCUGGGAUCAACCAGCCUGACUGGCGUGGAAAGUGGCUGCACAAGAGAGCAGCUUCUCUUGAUCCAGCUGGCCAGGACCCCCAAGUGCAUGUAAAGGAGAUCACCAUUGGCCCCCUGACCGUGGUUCAUGUAGUUGGAGACCAUGCUGUCGUGCUCAGUAAGGAGUCCCUGUACCACCCCCUGCAGUUUGUGGAAGAAGUGCAGGACUCUGGCUCCCCUGUCCCUGUGCUGGCAGUCUCUGCUGUGGCUCUGGCUCUGUCUUGCGCUAUCCUGUUGGCUGUGUUCCUGAAGAGGUGCUCCCAGUCUAGUGACAAACUGCUCGCCGUGUCUUCCUAAUGUGUACAUCUUGGGGUUUUGAAUAAUAAAAGCCUUGUCAAAGCUA
Messenger RNA from Acipenser ruthenus (sterlet), 1544 nucleotides. RefSeq names its product zona pellucida sperm-binding protein 3-like. Gene Ontology annotation, biological process: binding of sperm to zona pellucida; egg coat formation; positive regulation of acrosome reaction. Gene Ontology annotation, molecular function: acrosin binding. Lineage: Eukaryota; Metazoa; Chordata; Actinopteri; Acipenseriformes; Acipenseridae. Bases 53 to 1498 code for a protein of 481 amino acids. The record is from RefSeq and is a predicted model, not a curated record. The transcript has 9 exons. Gene Ontology annotation, cellular component: extracellular matrix.